UACAAACGUUGAGUGUUUUCAGGUGACAAGUGUGUAAAUUCAAAUCAUACAGCGAGACGUAGCGUCUCUGUCGACAGCGCUGUAUUAAACUAAAGCAGUUAUUCGUGCAAACCCAGCCAGCGUUCGUGACAUUUUCUGCCUAAACGCUUCGGCCAUGGCGCUCAGCGACGCAGACGUGCAAAAACAGAUCAAGCACAUGAUGGCCUUCAUCGAGCAGGAGGCCAACGAGAAGGCGGAGGAGGUUGAAGCCAAGGCAGAAGAGGAGUUCAACAUCGAAAAGGGCCGCCUGGUGCAGACCCAGAGGCUCAAGAUCAUGGAGUACUAUGAAAAGAAGGAGAAGCAGAUUGAGCAACAGAAAAAAAUUCAGAUGUCCAACUUGAUGAAUCAAGCAAGGCUGAAGGUUCUUAAAGCUCGUGAUGACAUGAUUUCGGAUUUGCUAAAUGAAGCACGCCAGAGAUUGGCAGAUAUCACCAAGGACUCAUCAAGAUACUCUAUACUGAUGGAGGGGCUUGUGCUGCAGGGUUUAUACCAGCUCUUAGAACCGAAAGUGACCAUCCGCUGCCGCAAGCAGGACUUGCCUCUGGCGAAGGCUUCUGUACAGAAAAAUAUACGCAUUUACAAAGCUGCAACAAAGACUAACGUCGAGGUCCGCAUUGAUCAGGACAACUUCCUGCCUCCAGAAACCUCCGGGGGAAUUGAAAUAUACAAUCGAGAUGGGAAGAUUAAGGUGUCCAACACCCUGGAGAGCAGGCUGGACCUCAUUGCCCAGCAGAUGAUGCCCGAAAUCCGAGUGGCACUCUUCGGCGCUAAUCCGAAUCGCAAGUUUUUGGACUGAUCUCGCACACUCAACGGAGCUCAGAAAUCCAAAGGCAACUUCAGGAACAAGUGACAUAUCCAGUGAUGUUUAUUUAAUUGCGUACAGUAUUGAAUUUCUGUGUGAGCUCUGUGAAAUAUUUUAAGCAGAGUGUAAGUUGGUUUACUCUGAAUUCUCUGGUUUCAGAAAUGGAUGUCUUGUUCACACAGUGCCAUUGUCCGAUCAUCCUGAAGCAAAGGGGAAACUCUUGACUGUAUGAAUGUCUAUUAAAAAAAUAUAUAUAUUCUGUCCAUUUGUUAUUGUUCAGCUUGAUUUUAUAGUCCAUGAAUGAGACCCUCUCUAUUUGUCAAAGAUGUUUUUCCAAUGAAAUAUGUAAUUUUGUGGUGAUGGAAUAUGAAAUGUAUAUGGAUUUAAA
Scleropages formosus (Asian bonytongue) is the source of this 1229-nucleotide messenger RNA. RefSeq names its product V-type proton ATPase subunit E 1-like. Gene Ontology annotation, cellular component: proton-transporting two-sector ATPase complex, catalytic domain. Gene Ontology annotation, biological process: proton transmembrane transport. The transcript is spliced from 10 exons. Gene Ontology annotation, molecular function: proton-transporting ATPase activity, rotational mechanism. The record is from RefSeq and is a predicted model, not a curated record. Lineage: Eukaryota; Metazoa; Chordata; Actinopteri; Osteoglossiformes; Osteoglossidae. Bases 155 to 835 code for a protein of 226 amino acids.